CAAAACAUCUUAUAUUCCAGAGGGAAUAAUAAAGUUUAGGACAAAUCUCAUAAACCCCCUAAAACUAUUUAUGACCAAACAGUCCAUAGAAAAAAAAAUACAUUUCAGAUUAAGUGUAAAAAGACUAAAUAUUCUUAUGAAAAAAUACAUUUACUAUAAAUAUAUAUUCUAAAAUAUUUUAAAUUUUGUACCUUCAAUCUUAAAUUUAAAAUCUUAAACUUUAUUCUCCAAACUCUAAAUUUCACCCCGAAAAAAUUAAUAUUUGGUUAUAAACCAAGUAAUUAUAUGAAUUUAUAUAUAUGUUUUUAAACCAUUUAGUGAAUACUAUUUGUUUAAGUGGAAAAAAUAGUACUACAUUUUAUUUGAGAGAAUGAUAUUACAAACUUAUUUUAAUGUACAUUUUUUAUUUACAUAACAAUUUGUAAGGUUUUAACAAACUUUAAUAAAGGCAUAAACAAAUAAUAUCAAAUAAAUGAUGGCAUCAGAAAUAAACAAGAAAUUGAAAAAAAAAAAUAUAAUUUUUUUUUAAUAUAUAUAUUCCAUUAACUCCCUAAAAACAUCAUCAAAUUCAUACAAAGAUUCAAGCAAAAUCGGUACAACCACAAGAUUUGAUAGAAUAGACAUAUCGGACACACAACCAAAUUUUGGAUCCUUCCAUCGUCACUACUUCAUCCGGGUUACUCUGGGGGAGUUUGUCGCUCCCAUUCUCCUCCUUGUACAAGUUGUCGCAGUGUCUGAAGCAUGCCGAGGAUAGAGGGUCCAGAAAGACAAAACUUUAACUCAAUUUUAUUUUAAAGGAGAAAAAUGAACAAAAUCAUUAGAGAUGGUCUAAUUGCAUCAACUUAUGUUUUCAUAUAAUCAAAACCUUUUUUCAUGCUUUGGUUCUCGACUUAUAAAAGAAGACACACUUGGUCCCUCCACAGUCCACACUGACUUUUUAAUGCGAGGGUAUACAGAAAAAGGUUAAAGGCAAGCAUCAACAUGUUCCAUCCCAACCUCUUUAGAAAACAGUAUUUAAUAUCAAAGUCAUGUGUAUAUUGUUACGGUGGUUUAAUACCGUGUAUGUAUUUUUUGGUACACAUCAAAUUCUCCUUGCAUUGAUUGCACUCGUAUCUGUUACACUAUGCUCAGUACUCUUGUCACCCAAUCAGAUCAAAGAAUGUCAUUCAAUUAAAUUAAUUAUCUGAUUAAAAUAAAAUUCAUAUGAAUAGUUAUCCAAGCACCCAAACACUCCCAAACUCGAAUCGUCAAAAAUUCAACAACACUUCUUCUUCUUCUUCUCUACAGAUUCUCUCUCACUUUAUCUAGACAAUCGUUUCACCUUCGCUUUUGCCUCGCGAUUGGCUGUUUCCGUACUGUGGGUUUGUCCAUGGCCGCUUCUAACCGAAGCACCAACUCUUCUCCUUCCACUGGUUCAGCUAAGGAUAUGGUGGAGAGGCUAUCAACUGACAAGAGUGUUCUCCAGCAUCAGAUGUUACAGGACACAAACAGCUUUCGCCCUUUCUGUGCUUCUGGUUAUCCUUUUUCUCCAAGUUCCUGCGGUAUUAACACAGACUCGUUUCACGUUGGAGGCUAUGAACACGCAGUUGAUACUCCAAGCUCGUACCGUUCAAGUACAGAUACUCUAAGCUUUGAAGAAGUCUAUCAUGGCAUGAGAUAUGAUGACAUGUUUUAUCAUGGUAACGGUGUACCAUCGUUGCCACAACAUUAUGGUGACCUCCAUGCUGAUGAUGUAAACUAUUUCGCUCCUUUUCGCUCAUCAAAUCAACAGUAUCCACUCCCAGAACCUCUUCAUGCUUCUCCGGAGUUUCACAUGUCUCAGACGAACUCUACACAUCCUUAUAGGCAUGGGAACGAAAUAAACAGUUUUGAGACUGAUUAUAUGAUGCGCUCUACGAGAAACUUUGGCUUGAGAAAUAAUAUAUUUGGAAAACCUAAACUCAACCCCUUCACUGGAAGAAGAACGUUUCUUCCAAUGGCGUCUACCACAAGAAGUAUGAAGCAUUCUAUCUCUGCUGACUUAUCUGCAAAUGAUUUCGAUAUGGGUUCGCCAAGUCGCUUUUUGCAAGAUGAUUUUGGAUCUUCUGCAAGCUUAACUUACAGAGAACAAGCUUACAACCAAUGCAAAAGAGGCUCUUUCUCUGCUUCUUCUUCUUCUCCUAGCUCACCUUGGGAGCUUGAUUAUAUCUUUCCACCACUUGAUGAAUCAACAAGUGGAAGCUGCAGCGACUUCUACCAUCGCCCUGCCAUGUCUGAUCUGCUUACCGAGAGAAACAGAGGGCCUAGGGCUUCAAGGCCAAACGCUAAAAGCAAAAUGAUCACUUAUGAUCAACAAGAUCUGCUCUCUCAGUUCAGGGACGCAAAGUUCUUCGUUAUUAAGUCAUAUAGCGAGGAUAAUGUCUACAAGAGCAUGAAGUAUUGCGUUUGGGCAAGCACUAAAAACGGAAACAAAAAGUUGGAUGCUGCUUAUCGUGAAGCAAAGACUAAAGAAGUGGCAUGCCCAGUCUUUCUUUUGUUCUCGGUGAAUGCUAGUGCACAGUUUUGUGGAGUGGCAGAGAUGGUUGGACCGGUUGAUUUCGAGACAAGUGUGGAGUACUGGCAACAGGAUAGAUGGUCAGGACACUUCCCGGUCAAGUGGGUGAUUGUUAAAGAUGUUCCCAACAGUCUCUUUCGUCACAUCAUAAUUGAAGACAAUGAUAAUAAGCCUGUCACUAACAGUAGAGACACCCAAGAGGUGGGAGUGGAACAAGGCAUAGAGAUGAUAAAUAUAUUCAAUAGCUGUGAGAUGAAAUCUUCGAUCCUCGAUGACUUUAGCUUCUACGAAGAGCGGCAGAGAAUUCAAGACAGAAAAGCCAGACAACGUGCUCUUCUUGAACCUCUCAGAGCCUCCUCUCUAACCUCUGUUCCAACGCAUCUCGCAAGUUCUCUCCAUGAAGACUAUGUAAGGGAAAUGUCCAAGAGCUUUGCCGAUGCUUUGGUCUUGCAACACAAACUCAAUUAAGUAACUUAAAGAACCUCUCUUAUCUUUUGGGAUUUGUACUGGAAGGUGUUUAAAAUUGUGGUUUUAUACUCUUGAUUUUGUACUAUUGACCACAUACUUAAGGAGCUUAGAUUGUAAUAUAAACUCAAGGUUCUAAAAUUCAAGGAUGAACUUUAGUUA
Molecule: messenger RNA, 3160 nt
Organism: Brassica rapa (field mustard)
Lineage: Eukaryota; Viridiplantae; Streptophyta; Magnoliopsida; Brassicales; Brassicaceae
Product: YTH domain-containing family protein
Biological process (GO): mRNA destabilization
Cellular component (GO): cytoplasm
Molecular function (GO): mRNA binding
Source: RefSeq, a predicted model, not a curated record